GUGUCGAGCUGCUAAGGAUUAGCCGGUUUACCGCGAGCACACGUACACCAUGGAGGAGGGAGAGGCCGUGGCCGCGUCGGGCGGAGCGGCGGGAGGGGAGGAGGCGGAGAGGACGACGACGAAGGCGCCGGCGCCGGCGCUGAAGGUGGUGGCAGCCGUGGACGCGAGCGAGGAGAGCCUGCACGCGCUGUCGUGGGCGCUCGACAACAUCGUGCGGUGCCACCCGGACGCGGCGCUCGUCGUCGUCCACGCCCAUCCCGGCGUCGACCACUUCGUCUACCCCGUCGCCGCUUACGGCAUCGCCACCGCCUACGUGCCGGCCUCGGCGGUGGAGUCCAUGCGGAAGGCGCAGGAGGAGAUCUCCCGGAGGAUCGUGGCGCGGGCCCUGGACAUCUGCAAGGCGAAACAGGUGGAUGCCACGGCGGCCAUCGUGGAGGGCGACGCCAAGGAGGCCAUCUGCCAGGCCGUGGAGCGGAUGCAAGCCGGCCUUCUCGUCCUCGGCAGCCGAGGCCUCGGCAAGAUCAAGAGGGCGUUCUUAGGCAGCGUGAGCGACUACCUCACCCAUCAGGCGUGCUGCCCUGUCCUGGUCGUGAAGCCGCCCAAAGCGCACGCCAAGUGAACUCAGCUCAACUCCUGGGACGCCUCUCAACCGUACUAGGCUUACUAUUGUAUGCAGUAGUGCACUGUGCUGUCAAUAAUGAUGUGAUCAAGCUACUCCUACUAGAUAUGUCCAUACA
Molecule: messenger RNA, 737 nt
Organism: Phragmites australis (common reed)
Lineage: Eukaryota; Viridiplantae; Streptophyta; Magnoliopsida; Poales; Poaceae
Product: universal stress protein PHOS34-like
Exons: 4
Coding region: 50-619 (189 amino acids)
Source: RefSeq, a predicted model, not a curated record